AUGGGACACAAGGGAAUGUCAUUGGAGUACACGAAGGCAGCAUGUCAUUUUGUUUUUCUCGGACAACUAUUUUUGCAUCUCUCUUUGAUUCUGAUUUGCAUUUUUACUUCACUCAACUUGUUUCAACAAAUGUCUUCGAUUGAAAGUUUUGACGCAACAACAUUCUGUUUCUGUCCUUCCCUAUUGCUGUUUAUAAUCCAGGGAAAUUGUGAGAAUGACGUGUUUGAAGUUAUUCCGUUCAUCGUUCUGCUUCUGCGACCGCAAGCAAUACAUGCAAAAAUGAUGUUUAUGCUAUGGAUGCGCUUGUAUCUAUAUGAGGGUGGAUCCUUAUGUACUUACAAAUGUUUGUCCAAUAUGAAUAAAAUGCCUUCCGGCGGUAUCAGAGAAAUUUGA
Molecule: messenger RNA, 393 nt
Organism: Loa loa (African eye worm)
Lineage: Eukaryota; Metazoa; Nematoda; Chromadorea; Rhabditida; Onchocercidae
Exons: 2
Coding region: 1-393 (130 amino acids)
Source: RefSeq, a predicted model, not a curated record